ACGGCAACCAGGGGCUGCGGAAGUGCCACACACUCGCGACCUCGAGUCCUUUCCGCCAACGCACCGAACGGUAAUUCGAGUGGGUCAGGCGGUUUUUCGAGUUUCACCGUGUUUUCCCGUGUUUUCCGACUUUUCCGGCGACCGAAGCAAAAGGCGUAAUUUUGAAUGCAGUGAAGCGAACCGGAGGUAAAGCCAAAGUGAACCGAGAUAAAACCGAAAGCAGCAGCUGAGCUGAGCCAUAAAAACACUACCAGCAAUGUUGCUCUUGUCCGCUUAGCGCAAAUAUUUCAUUGACGGCCGGCCAGCAAAAGUAAAAGUUUAAGCCAGCAUUAAAAUAUAUAUGUAUAUGUAUUAGCGGCAGCAGCGUCGAAUGGCGCACUAUGCUGCUCAAGUCGACAAAGACGGCGGCAGCAGCAGCAACAACAUCAGCAACAUCAGCAGCAACAGCAGCAACAGCAGCAGCAGCAUCAGCACUUAAAUGCAGCAACAAGAAAAAUCAGCUGAAAACUGGCAAAUAAAACUCAACGACAGGCAAAAACUAUUAAAUCUCGCUGGAUGCCUGCGGCAAUAGUUAUUGUUAAACAACACAAGGAGCAGCAGCAACAGCAGCACCAACAGCACCAACAGGACCAACAGGACCAAAAGGACCCACGGGCGGCGAAACAAAUUUGCAAUAUAAAUUUAUGCGGAUUUUUGCGUCGCAGCGGCGCCGACGACGUCGACGUCAUCGAAUCGCGUAGCCCAGGCCAUGCUGCUGAUGUCGACGUCGCAGCAGCAGCAGCAGCAGUGGCAGCAACAUCAGUGGCAGCAACAGCAACUGCAGCAGCAGCAACAGCAGCAGCAACAACAGCAGCAGCAACAGCAGCAACAGCAGCAACAGCAGCAGCAGCAGCAGCAACAGCAGCAGCAACAACAAGGGCAGCGGCGACGACGCGCGCAGUUAUUAUAAUAAUGGCGUUAGUUGUUAGCAUAAUGCAGCAGCAGCAACAACAAUCGCUACUCUGGCCAUUCUGCAACGGACUCGCUGCGGCGGCCGCCUCCACUGGGCAUCCGGAUGACUCCGUUGAUGGGCCAACCCUGUCGACAUUCCUGUCAUCAUCGCCAUCGCCGUCGCCCUCAGCAGCAUCAGCAUCAGCAUCCGCAUCAUUCCCAUCUCCAUCUCCAUCUUCAGCCAGUUUUUCAUCGUUUGCGGUGGCGCACGGGCCACAAACGGAAGCCACGAAUCACACUUUCAAGAGUUUAGCCUUCCUGGACGCGUCCUUUGGCUCCGAUCUGUUUGCCCAGACGGACGCGGAGAGGGAGCGCAGUGGCGGAGCGGAUGCGGAGUCGCAGGAUGCGGACACUUCGCAGUCGCUGCCAAUUUUCGACUUUGGCAUGCCGCGCAACAUCACCGGACGCACUGGCCACACGGAGGCCAUAAUUAAAUGCCGUGUGGACAGUUUGCAUGAUAAAUCGGUAUCCUGGAUACGGAAACGUGAUCUGCAUAUCCUGACUGUAGGCACGGCCACCUACACCUCGGACAAGCGAUUCCAGGUGACUGAAUCGAAGGACUCCCGGGAGUGGACGCUGCACGUGAAGUCGCCGCUGGCCAAGGACAGCGGCAUCUACGAGUGCCAGGUGAACACGGAGCCCAAGAUGUCCAUGGCCUUUCAGCUGAACAUCAUCGAAAUCUCCCCGGAUGCCAAGGCGGUCAUCAGUGGGCCACCCGAUCUGCACUUCAAGGCGGGCAGUGCCAUCAUCCUCAACUGCCUGGUGCAGCAGCCGUCGGUGAAGGACAUUGGACCGAUUUACUGGUAUCGCGGCGAGCACAUGAUCACACCCUUCGAUGCGGAUGAUGGACAGCCGGAGCUUCCGGCUGGCAGGAGCGAACAUCCCACAGGGAUACCCGAGGACACGUCCCUGAAUGACAUAAUGAGCGAGGUGGACCUGCAGAUGGAGUUCGCCACACGCAUCGCCAUGGAAUCGCAGCUGGGCGAUACCCUCAAGUCCAGGCUCCGCAUCUCGAAUGCCCAGACCACGGACACCGGCAACUACACGUGUCAGCCAACGACGGCCAGCAGCGCCAGUGUCCUGGUCCAUGUGAUUAAUGAUGAGAACCCCGCUGCGAUGCAGAAGAGCGGGGCGUGUCCUUGCGCCCCCGGUCCGCUCCACCAGCUGCUCCUCCCUCUGCUCCUCCAGCUGCUCCUCCCCCUGCUCCUGCUGCCGGAGUUGUUGUUGCUGCGAGCGGGACCGGCUGCUGGCAACUGAAAGCGCAAGUUGUUAGCACUCUAAUUGCAGCUGAACGAGGAAAUUAUGUUCCAUGACGUCGGAAUUUUUACUCUGUGUACUGUGCUGAGCUGUGCUGUGCUGUGCUGUUUUUUUUAGGAUUCUGGAGGGGAAGUGGGUGGAGGAGGAGGAGGAGGGGCCAGUGCCUGGCAGUGGGUAGGAGGAAAAUGGGAAAGGCAAACAAGGCAGGCGCUUUCCCUUUCAGGCGAAUGUUUGUUUUCCUUUUAAUAUUUACAUUUCAUUGUGCAAAAUGAGACACUGAGCCGGGCACGAGAAUGCAAAAUGCAGAAUGUGAAAUGCACGAGCCGGAGGAGAAGGGAGAUGGGAGAAGGGAGGAGGGUGGAGGGACAAGGCACAAAGGACAAAGGAAGGACGCAGGACAUGGGACACAGGAGCAGAAGGACGACACUCUGUAAAUACCACAAAGAUGCGGCCCCGCUCACAGAUAUAGUUACAGAUACAAAAGUGUGUAUUUUAUUUCAUUACUGCGGCUCUUUUAUGAAGGAGCCGCACACGCAUCGACUUUAUAAACAUUUCAUGCUGUCUCAACAGAAGCAAAGCUAACCGCAAAAAAGGAAGAUAGUAUAAUAAGGGAGCAGCCACGCCCCCAGUCACACACACACACACAGACACACAAGUAACACCCCAAACACCCACACAAGUAACACCCACUAUCCACAAAAGAUUGUAAUAUAUAUGAACAAAAACUCUCAUCUGAUCAACUGAAAGCAAAAACCUAAUUAUAAACACUAACUUGUGCGCAAUUUAUUUAUGGGCAAAAUGAAAUUUAGUCACGCGGCACUCGCCGUCGAAAUGGGAAUGAAAAUUGAAUAAAAUUAAUGUGAAUGCAAUAUGCGAAAAGUGAAAAGUGAAAGCAAAUGCGAAUUCCAAAUUCCAAAUUGCGAAUUGCGAUGGAAAUCAAUUGCGGCAUGCUCGACUAAGUUUUGUGUUGCACAUGCGAGUAAAAGCAUGGGUAGGCAUGAAUUUACUACACGUAAGCCAGUAAGCAGAUUUUAGAUAAUUUAUGUGAUGAUAAAACCAAUAAAUAAAUCAAUGGAAUGAACUCUUUCAACAAUAAACCAAAUACGAAACUAAACGUAACGAA
Molecule: messenger RNA, 3370 nt
Organism: Drosophila yakuba
Lineage: Eukaryota; Metazoa; Arthropoda; Insecta; Diptera; Drosophilidae
Gene: dpr3
Exons: 8
Coding region: 556-2247 (563 amino acids)
Biological process (GO): synapse organization
Cellular component (GO): neuron projection membrane
Source: RefSeq, a predicted model, not a curated record